Bursaphelenchus okinawaensis is the source of this 5880-nucleotide messenger RNA. NCBI's taxonomy places the organism in Eukaryota, Metazoa, Nematoda, Chromadorea, Rhabditida, Aphelenchoididae. The record is from the annotation of a GenBank genome assembly.
AUGAAAACUGGGAGUCGAAAGAAAUGUCAUAACAACAUAUUAUCCACCCCAAUCAGCUAUACCUCAAGGUGUAUAUCACAAUAUCUUCUAACCUUUCUACUAUUAGCUACUGUAGAUAUCACUGUAGCACAAUUAAGCUCAGUUUUUCAUGAAUUGCCAGCCAAUGUUAAUCAACUGCCAUUACUUUUGCAACGCGGGCUGGAUCAACAUGAUGAUAGAAGACUAACUGAGGAUGAGGAUCUGGACGAUCUAGAUAUAGAUGACCCGUUAGCCAUGGAGGGCUUGAAUGAUGAGUUGAAAGAACCUAUGUGGAUUAGGAGCGGUUGGUUUUAAAUUUUUUAAAUGUUUUUUAAUUAAAAAAAAAUUUUGAAAUUUUAAAAUUUAAAUAAAAAAAUUUCAGGAAAGUUCCAAGGAGACAUUGAUGGUGUUGACUCUAGCAUGAUUAAGAAGCUGGUAAGUCAAAAGCCCUAGCUCUAUCUCAAAGCCCUCGCCCAGAGCCUUAGCACAGAGCCCUCGCCCAGAGCCCUAGCCCAGAGCCCUAGCCUAGAUCUUCAGCUUUAGCACCUGCCCUUACCGUACCCUAUCUAGUUAGUUAUUUAGUCUUACCCAUAGCUCAUACCCUUGCUUUAUCCUUGUUCUACUUUAACUUCCGUUUUUUCCUUACCCUACUUUAACAUAACCUAACCGUAGUCCUUAUUGUAGCCCUCACUAUAGCUGUCUUUCGCCUCUACACCUACUUUGGUCGUUUUAAAAACCCUUACUAAUGCGCCAAGCAGCUCCUAUCCAGACUUUGUUAUGCCCUACUUCAGCAUGGCCUUACUGUAAUCACCCUAGGUCAUUUUUUCUUUAAAUCUUUCUCUACCUUACCUUAGUUUGAAGUCGUUCACUUAAUCUUGCGCCCCAUAACGACAGAAAUUUGUGUAAAAAGGAGAGCAGAAUCAAGUGAACAACCUAAUAUUUACUAUUGUGUGCCGACAUAAAGAACUCGCCAUACUUUUCCUGUAGCUUCCUGUAAAAAAUGGCGGGUUCUUUAUUUCGGCAUUUAAUAUAUACCUUUCUCUAACCUACCUUAGCUCAUUUUCACCUUAAAACUUUUUCUACGCUACCCCAGCUCAUAGUUACUCUACAUCUUGCUUUACUCUAUACCCUUGAUAUCUUUUCAGAAUUCAGCUUCAGUCCAAAUGAAUGCACUGAAGAACAAGCAAUUGAUCUGGACGAAUGGGAUUGUUCCAUAUGUACUGGAUGAAGCAUUCAGUACGUAAGUUCUCGAAAUGUCUUGCUGUUUAAAUUUUGUAAAAUAUGGGCCGCUUAAGAACGAAAUAUUAAUUUUAAAAGUAAUAUUGAUUUAUAAGACAGUUACAUUUAUAUAGUACAUACAAUGUUUCUAAAUUACAGCGCAAAGUGAAGUGAAAUUACUGGAAAAAGCGUUUCGAACGUAUCGGAAACGUACUUGCAUUCGAUUUCGACCUCACGGAAGUGAAAAGGACUAUCUUCACAUUGUCAAAGGACUUGGGUAGGUUUUACUAUUCAAAUAGUUUUUACAUUACAGAAAGUUACAGUAAGUUAGGGAUGGGGUUGAAAAGGGUAGGGUUUUUGAGAAUACUAGACAUGAGGAACGGGCCGAAUCUGACCUAAAUUUAGGUCGGAAAAUCAAAGCCCUCAUGUCUGCCGUAAUGUACUGAUAGAGUUAAAGUAGAGCUAGGUAUAGUGUAAACCAAGGAAUAACAUAAGGUAAAAACUACUGUAAGUAACGUAGGGAAAAGCCAUUUCUAAGAUUAGGGGUAGACUUUAAGAAAUUAAGGUAAAUUCUUUAAGGUAAGGGCAGGUUUUUUAAGCAUUGUGAGGGUAGGGUAAGGUAAGGUCGGGUAGACAUGAACGACGGGCUAGGCCGAGCCAAUUUUUUAGUCUGGCCCGUCUGUAUUUUGAACAAGCCCAGCUCGUCGUCUAUGGCAAGGGUAUGGAAAGAAAUGACAGUUUAAGGUAAGGUAGGAUAGAAAACAAUACGCUAGAUUACGGCAGGGUAGGGUAUAGUGAAACAGAGAAAGGUAAGACACAGUAAGGUAGGGUUAGGAAGAAAACGGCGCGCUAGAGUACGACAGGAUAGGGUAGAGUAGAGUAGGAUAGAGUAGGAUAGGGUAGGGUAGGGUAAUAACUUAAAAAUGCUUUCAGAUGUUACUCUCAAGUAGGGAAGACUGGUGGAAAACAAGAGAUCUCAUUGGGGCGUGGCUGUCUCUACCAUGAGAUUGUUCUUCAUGAGUUGAUGCAUUCAUUGGGGGCAUGGCAUGAACAUUCUCGGGCUGAUCGAGACGAAUUUGUCAAAAUUCGAUGGGAAAACAUUUUAAAUGGCAUGGAAAGUCAAUUCGACAUUAUUUCACCGGCUUUACAGGUAUGAUUUAUAUGUUGUUGUAAAAUGUCAUAAAAUCUGCAUUUCUAAUGAAAAAUGUCAUAAAAUUCGUAUUUCUAAUAAAAAAUGUCAUAAAUCCUCAUUUCUAAUGAAAAAUGUCAUAAAAUCUGCAUUUCUAAUGAAAAAUGUCAUAAAAUCUGCAUUUCUAAUAAAAAAUGUCAUAAGAUUUGUAUUUCUAAUAAAAAAUGUCAUAAAUCCUCAUUUCUAAUGAAAAAUGUUAUAAAAUCUGCAUUUCUAAUAAAAAAUGUCAUAAAUCUUCAUUUUUAAUGAAAAAUGUCAUAAAAUCUGCAUUUCUAAUGAAAAAUGUCAUAAAAUCUGCAUUUCUAAUAAAAAAUGUCAUAAGAUUCGUAUUUCUAAUAAAAAAUGUCAUAAAUCCUCAUUUCUAAUGAAAAAUGUCAUAAAAUCUGCAUUUCUAAUAAAAAAUGUCAUAAGAUUCGUAUUUCUAAUAAAAAAUGUCAUAAAUCCUCAUUUCUAAUGAAAAAUGUCAUAAAAUCUGCAUUUCUAAUAAAAAAUGUCAUAAGAUUCGUAUUUCUAAUAAAAAAUGUCAUAAAUCCUCAUUUCUAAUGAAAAAUGUCAUAAAAUCUGCAUUUCUAAUAAAAAAUGUCAUAAGAUUCGUAUUUCUAAUAAAAAAUGUCAUAAAUCCUCAUUUCUAAUGAAAAAUGUCAUAAAAUCUGCAUUUCUAAUAAAAAAUGUCAUAAGAUUCGUAUUUCUAAUAAAAAAUGUCAUAAAUCCUCAUUUCUAAUGAAAAAUGUCAUAAAAUCUGCAUUUCUAAUGAAAAAUGUCAUAAACUCUGCAUUUCUAAUGAAAAAUGUCAUAAAAUUCGUAUUUCUAAUAAAAAAUGUCAUAAAUCCUCAUUUCUAAUGAAAAAUGUCAUAAAUCCUCAUUUUUAAUGAAAAAUGUCAUAAAAUCUGCAUUUCUAAUGAAAAGUGUCAUAAAAUCUGCAUUUCUAAUAAAAAAUGUCAUAAAAUUCGUAUUUCUAAUAAAAAAUGUCAUAAAUUCUCAUUUCUAAUGAAAAAUGUCAUAAAAUCUGCAUUUCUAAUAAAAAAUGUCAUAAGAUUCGUAUUUCUAAUAAAAAAUGUCAUAAAUCCUCAUUUCUAAUGAAAAAUGUCAUAAAAUCUGCAUUUCUAAUAAAAAAUGUCAUAAGAUUCGUAUUUCUAAUAAAAAAUGUCAUAAAUCCUCAUUUCUAAUGAAAAAUGUCAUAAAAUCUGCAUUUCUAAUAAAAAAUGUCAUAAGAUUCGUAUUUCUAAUAAAAAAUGUCAUAAAUCCUCAUUUCUAAUGAAAAAUGUCAUAAAAUCUGCAUUUCUAAUAAAAAAUGUCAUAAGAUUCGUAUUUCUAAUAAAAAAUGUCAUGAAUCCUCAUUUCUAAUGAAAAAUGUCAUAAAAUCUGCAUUUCUAAUGAAAAAUGUCAUAAACUCUGCAUUUCUAAUGAAAAAUGUCAUAAAAUUCGUAUUUCUAAUAAAAAAUGUCAUAAAUCCUCAUUUCUAAUGAAAAAUGUCAUAAAUCCUCAUUUUUAAUGAAAAAUGUCAUAAAAUCUGCAUUUCUAAUAAAAAAUGUCAUAAAUCUUCAUUUUUAAUGAAAAAUGUCAUAAAAUCUGCAUUUCUAAUGAAAAAUGUCAUAAAAUUCGUAUUUCUAAUAAAAAAUGUCAUAAAUCCUCAUUUCUAAUGAAAAAUGUCAUAAAUCCUCAUUUCUAAUGAAAAAUGUCAUAAAUCCUCAUUUCUAAUGAAAAAUGUCAUAAAUCCUCAUUUCUAAUGAAAAAUGUCAUAAAUCCUCAUUUCUAAUGAAAAAUGUCAUAAAUCCUCAUUUCUAAUGAAAAAUGUCAUAAAUCCUCAUUUCUAAUGAAAAAUGUCAUAAAAUCUGCAUUUCUAAUAAAAAAUGUCAUAAAUCCUCAUUUCUAAUGAAAAAUGUCAUAAAAUCUGCAUUUCUAAUGAAAAAUGUCAUAAAAUUCGUAUUUCUAAUAAAAAAUGUCAUAAAUCCUCAUUUCUAAUGAAAAAUGUCAUAAAUCCUCAUUUCUAAUGAAAAAUGUCAUAAAAUCUGCAUUUCUAAUAAAAAUGUCAUAAGAUUCGUAUUUCUAAUAAAAAAUGUCAUAAAUCCUCAUUUCUAAUGAAAAAUGUCAUAAAAUCUGCAUUUCUAAUAAAAAAUGUCAUAAGAUUCGUAUUUCUAAUAAAAAAUGUCAUAAAUCCUCAUUUCUAAUGAAAAAUGUCAUAAAAUCUGCAUUUCUAAUGAAAAAUGUCAUAAACUCUGCAUUUCUAAUGAAAAAUGUCAUAAAAUUCGUAUUUCUAAUAAAAAAUGUCAUAAAUCCUCAUUUCUAAUGAAAAAUGUCAUAAAUCCUCAUUUUUAAUGAAAAAUGUCAUAAAAUCUGCAUUUCUAAUAAAAAAUGUCAUAAAUCUUCAUUUUUAAUGAAAAAUGUCAUAAAAUCUGCAUUUCUAAUGAAAAAUGUCAUAAAAUUCGUAUUUCUAAUAAAAAAUGUCAUAAAUCCUCAUUUCUAAUGAAAAAUGUCAUAAAUCCUCAUUUCUAAUGAAAAAUGUCAUAAAUCCUCAUUUCUAAUGAAAAAUGUCAUAAAUCCUCAUUUCUAAUGAAAAAUGUCAUAAAUCCUCAUUUCUAAUGAAAAAUGUCAUAAAUCCUCAUUUCUAAUGAAAAAUGUCAUAAAUCCUCAUUUCUAAUGAAAAAUGUCAUAAAAUCUGCAUUUCUAAUAAAAAAUGUCAUAAAUCCUCAUUUCUAAUGAAAAAUGUCAUAAAAUCUGCAUUUCUAAUGAAAAAUGUCAUAAAAUUCGUAUUUCUAAUAAAAAAUGUCAUAAAUCCUCAUUUCUAAUGAAAAAUGUCAUAAAUCCUCAUUUCUAAUGAAAAAUGUCAUAAAAUCUGCAUUUCUAAUAAAAAAUGUCAUAAAUCUUCAUUUCUAAUGAAAAAUGUCAUAAAUCCCCAUUUUUAAUGAAAAAUGUCAUAAAAUCCUCAUUUCGAAUGAAAAAUGUCAAAAAAUUCUCAUUUCUAAUGAAAAAUGUCAUAAAAUCCUCAUUUCUAUUGAAAAAUGUCAUAAAAUCCUCAUUUCUAAUGAAAAAUGUCAUCAAUUUUCAAAAUUUUUAUUUAAAAACUGCCAUUUCAGGACACACAAGGAGUAAAAUACGACUACCGCUCAAUAAUGCAUUACGAUUCAGCCGCCUUCUCUCGGAACGGUAAAAACACGAUAGAAACGGUCGAGGACGGCUUUACCACGGUAAUUGGCUCAGCCAAAGAUCUAAGCGAACUGGACGUGGUCAAACUCAACAAACUGUACCAAUGUGCACCAAAAACCGCCAAAAAGUCGGUAUUUUCAAGGUCAAGGACUAAAGCCAAGACUACGUUGCCACCUUUGUUACCAAUUGUUGGAAAGCUGGCCACGAGCGUGGCCAAGGAUUCGGCUUCCACAAAAAGUCCGUUAACCAAAAGUAAAGGGAGUAAGAAGGGGAAGGCGGAGAGUGGUAAGGGAUACAAGUGUGAAUACUAA